GUAAGGUUUGUUUUAUUACUGCGGCAACAUUUCAUCGAUCUGCCGACGCCGCUGUCAAACAAUCGUGUGUGAUUUGCGGAGAAAACCAAUUUGUUUCGUAGAUUUUCUUUUUAGUACUGCAAUUAAAUUUACAACAAAAUGAAGAAAACUCAAACUCGAUCAAAAACUUUGAACGAUCCUGUUAUAGUGUCUCGUGUUAAAAACUACUUGGCGGAGAACGUGGACAAGACGUUCGUCGAUGUUAGUCAAAUGGCGCGUUCUCUCAAAGAGCGUUACCGUGAAUAUAACAAUAGGGGCGACAGUGCGUUUUGCCAAAUGGUUGAAAGUGCAUACAAAGUCGUGUUACAAAGUUAUGGAUUAGAUGGAGCGUCUACAUCGGAAGGGUCGGAAGAGGAAUCGGACUUGGAGCUAUUAGAUGAAAACAAUAGUGCAUUGAACGAUCGUUUACUUGCUAUGUACAAAAUGCAGGAUAAAAAGCGCCCAGCAGCUGCACGUCGCGCAACUGACAAAUCGGGAGAACCUAUAGAUAUCAUAAGCAGUGAUGAAGACGGUUCUGCUCCAAAAUUACCAAAAAUCAAUGAUCAAAUCACCAUAACACCCCACAUUCCCUCUCGGAAUGCCAACAGCACUGCUUUAGAAAGCACUCCUAAACCACAACCAAAUAUAAACACUGGUGAUAAAAGAAAAAAAGUUGAAGCAAAUAAAGGAAGCCUGAGUAAGAAAAAGUAUGAUGUUGGAGCGACUAAAACUGUCAAGGUCAGUUUUGAUGAUGUUGGAGGUAUAUCUGACAUAAUAACACAAAUAUGUGAUUUAAUAUUACAUAUGAGGCAUCCCGAAGUGUAUAAUAAAUUGGGCAUCAAAGCACCAAGAGGUGCAUUGUUGCAUGGCCCUCCUGGAACUGGGAAGACAUUGUUAGCACAUGCGAUUGCAGGCAAAUUACAACUCCCACUUAUUGCUGUAACAGGUACUGAGUUAGUAGGAGGUGUAUCUGGUGAAUCAGAGGAAAGAAUAAGAGAACUGUUUGAAAGAGCAGUAUCAUUGGCUCCUAGUGUAUUGUUUAUAGAUGAGAUUGAUGCUGUUUGUGGUAACAGAGUCCAUGCUCAAAAGGAUAUGGAGAAGCGGAUGGUGGCUCAGUUGUUAGCUAGCUUAGACAAUUUGACUGAGAGCAAUGACUCUGUGCUUAUACUCGCUGCAACUAAUAAUCCAGAUGCCUUAGAUCCUGCAUUAAGAAGAGCAGGACGCCUUGAGCAAGAAAUUACUUUAGGUAUUCCUUCUUUAAAAGCUAGGAAAGAGAUCUUAGCAAUAUUAUGUAAGAAUUUGGUUUUAAGUGAAGAUAUUGAUAUGAAUGUAUUGGCUCAAAUAACUCCUGGAUUUGUUGGAGCUGACCUUCUAGCCCUUGUGAACAAAGCUAGCACUUAUGCAGUAAAAAGAAUUUUUGCAGAAAUUAGGGCUAAUGAAGCAGAAUCAAAGAAAGUAGAUGUUGAACAAGAACAACCACCAAAAGAAGAUACAGUUUUACCCAAUGGAGAAAAAGAGAGCGAGGAACCUGCAAAAGAAGGAGAAGAUGCCCCUCAAAACGAACUUCCAGCUCAAUCGGAGAAAACUGAUACCUCUUCCGAGCCAAAUGAAGACAAAAGUUCUACAACUGAAACAAAUCAUCUUGAUAAUGAAGUAGUGGAAAAACCAAUUGAUCCAAUUGAUGAAGUAAUCCAUCUUUUAGAAGACACAAAACCAUAUUCAUUAGAAAAAUUAUCUGGCCUCUCUAUAUGUCAUGAAGAUUUUGUGAAUGCUUUGAAAACAACUAAACCCUGUUCAGUCCGUGAAGGCAUUGUCACUGUACCUGAUGUCACAUGGGAAGAUGUUGGUUCUUUGAGUCAGGUCCGUAAAGAUUUGCAAAUGGCUGUUUUAGCUCCUGUAAAAUAUCCAGAACAACUAAAAAAACUUGGUUUAGCUGCUGCCAGUGGAGUUUUGCUCUGUGGUCCACCUGGUUGUGGUAAAACCUUGCUUGCCAAAGCAGUUGCAAAUGAGGCUGGAGUAAAUUUUAUUUCUGUAAAAGGCCCCGAGUUACUAAAUAUGUAUGUUGGUGAGAGUGAAAGAGCUGUGCGUACAUGCUUUAGACGUGCACGAAAUUCUGCACCAUGUGUUAUAUUUUUCGACGAAUUUGAUGCUUUGUGUCCUCGUCGUACUUCACAAGACCAUAACGGUGCAGCCAGAGUUGUAAAUCAACUGUUGACUGAGAUGGAUGGUAUAGAAAGUAGAGAAGGUGUAUUUGUAUUGGCUGCUUCAAACAGACCUGAUAUAAUUGACCCUGCUGUACUACGACCAGGUCGUUUAGAUCGUGUAAUGUAUGUUGGUAUGCCAGCCAGAGAUGACAGGUUAGAUAUCCUGCAAAAGUUAACCAAAGGAGGCACCCAACCCAGACUAGGCCCAGAUGUAGACUUGCGAGUUAUUGCUGAAAUUACUGAAGGUUACACUGGUGCAGACUUAGCUGGACUUGUGAAAGCUGCAGCUACUAGUUCUUUGACUAACCACAUUUCCAACGGAACCAUAGAUUCUGAAGAAGACAUACUUGUUGUUUUUGAAGACUUUAGAACAGCAUUAACCAAAUGUAAACCAUCAGUAUCUUCUAAAGAGCAGCUACAUUAUGAAAAGUUGCGAAUAAAAUAUGCUUCAGGGCCUGAUGACAUGGAAAUGGAGACUGAACCAACCAAUGAAGAAUCCAUGGAUACUGUUUGAGAAUCAUUCAACAAUUGGGUUUUACAAACAUGAAUUUUCAUUAUCACUGUUCAACAUAACAUCUUGUAAUUUAAACCGAUAGUGCCAAGUUUAUCUUAAUUUCAUGUUGGAACAUUUAGUGUGUACAAUGAUUAUAAUGAAAAUAGUAAAAGUUACUGUAAUUGGUUGAUUGAUUCUAAAGGCAA
Molecule: messenger RNA, 2921 nt
Organism: Chilo suppressalis (striped riceborer)
Lineage: Eukaryota; Metazoa; Arthropoda; Insecta; Lepidoptera; Crambidae
Source: the annotation of a GenBank genome assembly